Molecule: messenger RNA, 1760 nt
Organism: Eruca vesicaria subsp. sativa (arugula)
Lineage: Eukaryota; Viridiplantae; Streptophyta; Magnoliopsida; Brassicales; Brassicaceae
Source: the annotation of a GenBank genome assembly
AAGAAAUUGUCUCCUUUCAGAAGCUUGGUUAACUUGUUCAAUUCGAUAAUCGAAAAUCGAUAGGAUUUACGUGAUUUGCUUCUAUCGAGAUCAAAGCACUGGUUUCCUUCCUGAUUCACUUUUGAUCCCUUGAUUUUCGUUAUUUAAUUGAGAAAUCAAAGCUAUAGCUACGGGUUUCUAUUGAUUAAUCGUUUGUGUGUAUAUAAGUUGAUUCGAUUUCAGCAUAUGGCUACGCUUAAUGAAAAAGUUAAAGAGAAGAUCAAAUUCAAGUAUGAAGAUGAUGAUUAUGAUGGAGAUUCACCGCAAUCGCCGUCUCUGGGGUUUAUCCCAACCAAAAUAGAGCCUAAUUAUCCAAUCAUCGACUCAGAAGAAGAUUACGUGGAUGAUGGAUUCGAUUCAGCUGAACCCAUUCAAGAAAACGUCCAAGUCAACUUGAAGAACGUGUUAACUGGUUUAAUAGCCAUUGUCACUGGAAGUAACAAGGGCCAUGAUGUUUCAUUAGACCACAACACUCCUUCUUCUUCAUCCAACGUCUCCUUCCUUGGCUCCUCCUCCGUUUACAUACCAAGCGCCCCGCCUCUUUUUGAACCCACAGGGAUCAACUACAGUGUUUACAAGGACUUGCUCGAAGCUGAACCUCCUCACUGGCUUCCCGACAGUUCCACUACUACCUGCAUGCACUGCUCUUCCCCUUUCACCGCCAUCACCUGCGGCAGACAUCACUGUCGCUUCUGCGGAGGUAUAUUCUGUAGGAACUGUUCCAAAGGGAGGUGCUUGAUGCCUAUUAAGUUCCGUCAAAGGAGUCCUCAGAGAGUCUGUGAUUCCUGCUACGAGAGGCUUGAUCCUUUGCAAGCUGUCCUCAUUAACUCCAUUAGUAACGCUGUCCAGGUUGCAAAGCACGACGUUGUCGAUUGGACCUGUACUAGAGGAUGGUUGAAUCUCCCAAUUGGUCUUUCCAUGGAAGAUGAGAUAUACAAGGCUUCUAAUACCUUGAGAGGUUAUUGCCACGUUGCCAGAUCAGACCCUGAGAAAUCCAUUCCCCAUGCUCUUCUUAGUCAAGCUCAAGGUUUGGCCAUCCUAACUGUCGCUAAAGCUGGGGCUUUGCUUUCUUACAAACUCGGGACUGGUCUGGUUAUCUCUCGGAGGUCAGACGGGUCAUGGUCUGCUCCAUCUGCCAUACUUUCACUAGGUUUUGGAUGGGGCGCACAGGUUGGAGGUGAGCUGAUGGACUUCAUAAUAGUGCUGCAUGACUUGAAAGCGGUGAAGACCUUCUGCAGCAGAAUGCACUUUUCUCUAGGUGCAGGAUGCAGCGCAUCAGCAGGACCUAUAGGGAGAGUCUUGGAGGCUGACUUCCGAGCUGGUGAUAGAGGCUCUGGCCUCUGCUAUACUUAUAGCCGUAGCAAAGGGGCAUUUGUGGGAGUAUCUCUUGAAGGAAAUCUGGUGACAACAAGAAGGGACAUGAAUGUAAAGUUCUAUGGCGAUCCAUACCUAAGCACAUCAGACAUUCUACUUGGGAUGGUGGAUCAACCCAAAGCUGCUCAACCAUUGUACACUGCGCUCAGAGACCUCUACGUAGGUUUACGUCAGUGAUCUCCAUUCACAUUGCAAACAACUCGUGUAUAAAUGUCUUUCUCAUGUACAUAUCAAUUGUUUCUUUCUAGAACGUAUGGAACGUUUUAGCAUUUAAUUCAUUUAAGACUUGGUUUACCUUUUCAAAUCAUUCGACAGAAUGUAUGUAUAUGUGUUAUCUUGAUCAAAAG